Pseudo-nitzschia multistriata is the source of this 2443-nucleotide messenger RNA. The record is from the annotation of a GenBank genome assembly. Lineage: Eukaryota; Bacillariophyta; Bacillariophyceae; Bacillariales; Bacillariaceae.
AUAGCAUUCGAGUACAAACUACGAGUACAAASUACGAGCACUAGUACGAGCACGGUUACUCCACAAAAAAAGGAUCUGCGAUGGACGAGUGCAACAGCCAAAGGCAAACGCAAAGGCAAACGCAGAGUGAAACCCAAACCAUCGGCGCGGCCGUCGUCGGCUUGGAAUCGCCGACAGCAAAAGCAACCGAGACGCCUUCGACGUCGCCCGCGACGAGGACAACGGCGGACUCGACGCAAGCCGCGACGCCGAAUCCGGAUUUGGAUUUGGACUUGCAUUCGCAAUCGGAUUCGCAAUCGCAAUCCGAUUCGCAAUCGCAAUCCGAUUCGCAUUCGCAUUCGCAUUCGAAUCCCAAACACCACCCACCCUCCACGGGAGCAGCGUCGAAAGCAACGCCCCCGGACGAAUGCGAGGACGAAUACGAGGACGAAUGCGAAUCCGAUUGCGAAUCCGAUUGCGAGGACGAAUACGAGGACGAAUACGAGGACGGUUGGGUGAUCAAACCCUCUUCCGUUCCGAUCGAAAAGCGCAUCGUACACGCGGCGAAUCUCUCGUUUAUUUCCAAGAUCCACAACAUGCCGUCCAGCAUCGAGAGAUGCAUGCGCUUUGCUAACUUCACCAGAGACGAAGCAGAUGACAAGAACCUGCGKUGGAGGGUUGCAGUGGAAGAAAUAGCGAGGAACGAGGAGAUGCAGAAUCUCAGCGCCGAGYUCUCGGCCAGGAUGCUCGAGGUUCCGGCCCCCCCGCGAUCGAUCGGCUUUGCCACCAACGCAGCGACGGAGGUGUCGGAUCUCGCCAGCACCACCAUAAUCGACACCUACCCGUGUUUUGUCGGUGUCCGGAUCGACCAAGCCUCGGUGGUUUCGGACCUUGCCACCACCGACAGCAGCGACAUGAGCGACAGCGACAGCGAAAGCUACAUCAGCAACAGCGACAUUUGCAACAGCGAAAGCAACAGCGAAAGCAACAGCGAAAGCAACAGCGAAAGCUCGGUGGGGGAAGACCAAUGGACCGGCAACGAGAACCCAUCGAACGAACAAGAAUCGGUGGUUUCGGGUCUUACCACCACCAACAGCACCGUUGGGGCUAGUAGCACGACCAGCGGAACCCAGGGGUCGUCGUUGGUAACGGGUCCAACGUUUGCAGGGACCAAGCUGGAUGGGAACGAUCGAGACACCACUAGCAACAGCAACAGCAAAAACAACACCGCAGGCACAAACAGGACGCCGACCGGCUUGGAUGGAAAAGAACAAAACAAACACAAAGACGAAGACAAAGACAAAGACAAACACACUACAAACGGCAAAAGGACCAACAACGCCAAACACCCGCCAGUGCCGGCGAAAAAGCCACGGACCCCGGUGCGGCGGGUGGCUGCUUGCUGCUAAAGAAAAUGAGAAACAAAAGAGGAAGCCAACGCAAACGCAAACGAAACGCAAACGCCGAAGCGGUCCGUUCCAUACCAUACCAUACCAUACCAUAACGUGGUUCCGGGGUUGUUUUGUUUGUCGAAUUUGGUCAUUGCGGCCAGAGAAAAGAAGGUGCGACGCACCGGCGUGCAGCCCCUCGAGGAUUGCAAGCUGCUAGAUGCAAUGCAAUGCAAUGCAAUGCAAUGUUGACACCGAGGCAAUCAAAGGCACGAUAUGCACGGGGUCCGUGUGUCGACAGCGACGUUGAGACUGGGUUCUUAUUCUACCUGUUUUGCCAACACGGCAACGAGCUCGCAUGUAUCGAUUGGUGCUGCUGCUGCUGUUGCUGCUGCUGCUGGUAGUAGCGUCGGUGACGUCGUUGCCAUUCCUGACAAUGAUGCUCUGUCUGUUUUGCCAACGCGGCAACGAGCUCGCAUUCAUCCAUGGGCGCUGCUGCUGCUGCUGCUGCUGCUGGUAGUGACACCGUUGGUGUCAACGAGAAAGGCAACGUCCCAAACGGCAGACAGAAACGCAAACGCGGAGUUGGUCUUGCGUUGCUUCGUAUCCUUCGACCGAAACGAGUUGGUUGUUCGCCAAAAGGCUCCCUGGGGAUGGGCAUCCCGUAGUUAGAAAACCAAACAUUCCCAGUCGGCGCAUACAGUACCGCAGAGUCGAGUCAACGGUUCGGUGUUCCCCGCGCAUACAGUACAGUGCGGCAGGAUACAAAACACUCGCUCCCUCCCCUCGCGUCGAUCGGUCGACAGGAGACGGGACGGACGGGGAGGGGUUGUAGACAACUAUUCACAACCCACGAACCGAACAAGCACCCGACGCACGCCUGUCACGCUCGAUACAUCGCGACCAGCAAGAGUCUACUGCAAAGAACAUGAUUUUGAGAYGAUAGCGGUGGGCGCGGCGCGAAGGACAUCAAAGUCGAAGAAACUGGCUACAGUGGYAAAUGCCAUGAAUGCUUGCUUGGUUAUCAAGAUGGAAAUUACGUUAAAACCGAAAAAGAAUAAUGCAAUAUUGUACUC